Molecule: messenger RNA, 1134 nt
Organism: Myripristis murdjan (pinecone soldierfish)
Lineage: Eukaryota; Metazoa; Chordata; Actinopteri; Holocentriformes; Holocentridae
Product: protein rapunzel-like
Exons: 2
Coding region: 169-846 (225 amino acids)
Source: RefSeq, a predicted model, not a curated record
UCCUCAUCCAAAUCAGAUAGCUCUCCUAUGAGAGUCCCAUAAGAGACACAUUUGGACUUUCCACCUGCAUUGUUACUGCCACUCUCCACCAAUUCACAAUACACUGAAGACAUUCAUCUUUACAUCUUUACAGUCUGACCCGAACAUCUUCAACCUCCAACUGCCACGAUGUCAGGAAACAAAAUCGAGAACAAAGGCAGUCUGCAGCUGAUUGGGAUCCUAGGAUCUGCCGUCUCAGCAUUAUCUGUGAUCCACCCUGGUUUUGGCAUUGCUGCUUCCCUGAUCAAGGCGAUGCAGAAAGGUGUGGAUGAUGAGAACAUCUGCACCGAGUUGAAGAGUGAGUUCAAAUCAAUCAACCAGACCCUGGACGAGCUUUCCAAGCAGCAUCACAAAACUCUGCUGGAGAUCAAGAAGAAUACACUCGAUGCGCAAUACUCUGAGGUGGUCUCCAUGCUGCACCGCCAUUUUGAAAUGUACGAGGGUAUUAUGCAGGCAGACCCAGCCCGCCGUGAGGAAAUGAAGAACGAGUUUAAGGAGAAAUAUUCUAGAGAGAUGGGAGAGAAACAUCUGAAUACGCUCUAUGAUGGUGUGACAAAGAACGACAUGACCUUCAGCCGGCCAGUCCUCGAGGUUUAUCUGGAGUAUGCAGAAGGAACCAGCUGCGCUCGCUGCACCAUGGAGGGGCUCUGCAAACACCUCAACUACCUGUUCACCAUUGGUCUCAUCGCCUACAUGGGCUAUGCCGCCAUCAAAGGGUACGACCAGGAGAGUCGGAAAGAGACGUGGGCGAAGAAGAUGAGUGAGGUGCAAAAGAAGAUGCAGGAGGCUCUUGCCAAGUGCAAGUGAAGACAAAGAGGGUUAUUUCCUCCUCUGCUUGUCUGAUUCUGUUUGAUUACCAGAACACAGCGUCACUUGGGGACUCAUGGAAUAGCCUUCAUCUCUCAAAACAGCUGACUGAUGAGUUUCUAGGGAAAUGUAGAGAUGCCAGUGCAUGACUGUCGAUACUGUAGUAACUGAGAGAUAAUUUUUAGCUUCAGUUAACAACACAUUUCAUUUUACUUGUGCUUAAUGUAAUGGGAGUGAUUUCUCUGGUACCAAUUUAGCAAUGUCUUGGCUGUAUUUUUGAUCCAUUUA